AUGAAAGAGUUAAGUUUAGAUAACGAGUUAGAGCUGUUUUAUGAAUAUAUUACAUCAUUUGAAUAUAUUAUAAGAAAUUUUAGUAAUUAUAUAAAAAGGAAAAAAAGAAAUUAUAAAACGAUUAGAAGAAAUGAUAUAAUAAAUGAUGUUGUAAAUAAAUAUUUGAACAAAAUUAUCCCUAUAAAAUUGUUGCUUCAUAUGAAAUGUUCUAAGAAUAGGAGAUUUUAUGAAAAUUUGUUUAUAUGUUGUUAUUAUCAUGUCAUAAUAAAAUAUAUUAUACAUGAUCCUUUGUUUAAUUUAGAGAGGAUAAUAGAAUACUGUAUUAAUCAUAAGAUAAAAAUGGAAAAUAUUAAAGAGAAGGAGAAAAAAAUUGACAAGCAUAAUGAUCAAUGUGAAAAUAAUAAAAUAAAUAAUAAUAAUAAUAAAAUAAAUAAUAAUAAAAUAAAUAAUAAUAAUAAUAGUAGUAGUAAUAAUAGUAGUAGUAAUAAUAGUAGUAAUAGUAGUUGUAGUAAGAAAAAGACGAAGAAAGAAGGGAAGAAAAAUCAAUAUAGUGAAGAAGGCAUUUCUGAUAAUUUCAUAGAAGGUUGUGAUGAUAAAACAUUUGAUGAUUACUUAGAAUGUUUUAAUUUUAUAAAAGAAGAUAAUAUAUGUUUUUUAACAAAAAAGAAUAAAAUGAAUAUUGUUUAUGAUAUUAUGAAUAUAUGUAAAGAAAAUAAUAUAUUAUAUAAAAUAUUAAAUGAUGAAUAUAUUAUAUUAAAUGAGACAUAUGAAGAAAUAUGUCAUGUGACAUAUUCUUUCGGUAUUAUGUGUUAUGUAUUUGGUUUUUAUAAAUUCUUUAAAAUAGAAAAUUUAAAAAUUAUAAAAAAUAAUAAUAUAUGUUCCUAUAAUUUAUUCCAAUGGGUAUAUGAUAUUAAAUAUACUAUUAUAAAAUAUUAUUCCUAUUUAUGUAAUGAUCCUAAGAAUAUAAAGAUAUUUCAUGAUAAUAUAAAUAUUAUAGAUGACAAAAAGAGAAAAAAUAAUAUAUCAACAGAUCAUUUUAAUAAUAUGAAUCUUUAUGUAAAUAUUCUUGAUAACAAUGAAUAUUUUUUAAAUUAUAUAAUAUUUUAUUACAUAUGUAAUCUUAAAAAAAUAUGUAAUAAAUGGUUAAACUUACGUAAUAAUUUUUUUUAUAUUUUUAAUGAAUAUAUAGAAGAAUCUUUUAAAAAUAACAUCAUAAAAAAAAAUAAAGAAAUGCAAGAAAUCUUUUCUAUAUCCUUAUCAUCUGGAGAUACAAAACAAAAAAAAAAUUUAUAUAAUGUGGAGUCACUUCAAAUGUGUAAUUUAAAAAAUGUUAUACAAAAAUGUUCUUAUAUAAACGAAUGUUUAUUUUUUAAUAAUAAUAAAAGGGAAUAUACUAAUCAGAAUGAAGAGUAUAUACACAUGUUGAAGAAUUCUAGAGAGAAAUUUAUUUCAUACAAAAAAAAAUACAUAAAUUUUGAUUUAAAGGAUGAGGUAGAUAUAAGUCUACACAGUGUAAAAUUCGUUCUUCAUUAUGUAAAUAGUAUUUAUAAUGAUGAUGAAAAUGAUCAAAUGGAAAUGCAGGAUAAAAUUUUAGAUGAUGUCAUUUCGUGUGAUGAUAAUAUUUCUAAGGAGAAAAAAAAAAUAAAAUAUGAGAAGAUUAAGAAGCACUUGGAUAAUUUAUAUAACAAAAUGAAAAGUAUGAAAAGUUCAAAGGUAUAUAUUUGGAUGUAUUUGUAUGUAAACUUUGUGUUUGAUUUCUUUUAUGUUAAUAUAAAGAAGAAUUAUCGUAAAAUAAAUAAUUAUUGUUUAUGUUUUGAUGAGUGUAUGCAUGAGAAUAGUAAUGUGGAAAAUGUAUUAGGUGGUAGUAAUAAUAAUAACAAUAAUAACAAUAAUAACAAUAACAACAAUAAUAACAAUAACAACGAUGGUAAUAAUAAUAAUAAUAGCAACAACAACAACAACGAUAGUAAUAAUAAUAAUAAUAAUAGUAGUAGUAGUAGUAAUAAUAAUAAUAAUAAUAUUAAGAAGAAAUACAUCAUUGUGUUUAAUUUAUCCGGACUUAUCGAUUUUAUUAAUAAAAAAAAUAACCUGGAAAAAAAAAAGAUUUGCCUCAUGCUCAAGAAUUAUAUAGACAAUGUAUUAUUUAACGAGUGUAAAGAAUUGUUUGUCGAGGAACUAAAUGUUGAUGAGAAGAAAAAUAAAAACGACAUUGACGGUGAUGAUUAUCAUAAGAUUAAAUUUUCUCAUCCUUUAGAAGAAUGGGAAAAAACAAAUACAAAAAAUAGUAUAGAUGAAAAAUGUAAGAAGAAAAAGAAUAAUUUAUUAGAUGAGUCUAUAAAUAAUUCUGUUAUUACAAAUAAUAAUAUAACAUUAGAUAAUACAUAUUUAUAUAAUAUAAAAAAUGAUGAAGACAAAAUUCAUUCGAAUGUUUUAUUAUCAUUAUCUAAAUAUUAUGAAAUUCAUAAAUAUUAUAAAGGGAAAAUAAAAAUAAGUAAUUUUGUAAAUGAUUAUAUUUAUAUGUUUAUAUCUUAUUUAACCUUGAUAGAUAUGAAAUUAUCUUUGUUGCUAGUAGAAAAAUAUAAUCUAACGAUACCUAAUAAAUAUUUAGAUUUAAGUUGUUAUAUAUAUAUAUGCCAGAUGAAUAAACAAAAUUCAAAUAUAAUUUUUUUUAUAAGUAAGUUUGAUAUACAUCGACAUAUUUUAACAAAUGACGUGGCUAAUAAAAACCUAAAGGAAAAUUAUAAGAUAUAUAAAAAUAUUGAAUGUAACAAUAAUAUUAUGAAUAAUGUAAUUAAUGGUAGCAAUAAUAAUAAUAUAAACAGUAAUAAUAAUAAUAAUAUAAACAGUAAUAAUAAUAAUAAUAUAAACAGUAAUAAUAAUAAUAUAAACAGUAAUAAUAAUAAUAUAAACAAUAAUAAUAAUAAUAAUAUAAACAGUAAUAAUAAUAUAAAAAAUUGCGAUAUUAAUUUUACUUUUCUGGAUGACAUAAUUACUAUUUAUAAAAAACAAAAAAAUGAAAUAAUUAACUUCAAUAAUAUAAAUAUAAUUCAUGAUAAUAUAAAUCAAGCUAUCCCUCAAAGUCAUAAUAAUAUUUCAAAUGAUGGAUUAGAGGAUUGUAAAAGUAAUGUGUGUACCAUUAAUAAUAAUAUAAAUAAUUUGAGAGGUAUAGAUAUAAAUAAUACUAAUGUAAAGGAUUACUGUUUUGUAUCGGAAGGAAAUAAUUGUCUACAUAAUAAUUUUGUGAAGAGUGGUUCCUUUGAUUUAUAUAAUACAAAUCAAGAUAUUGAAGGCAAUAAAAAUAUGAGAAUUAACAAGUACAGUGAUGAUUUAAUAAAAUGCAAUUUUAUGGAUAAUAAAUUAAGAGAAAUAAAUUUGAAAAAAGAUAUGAAUCUAAGCAAUGAAAUUUACAAAGAUGAGAUAUGUAAUGAUGUGAUUAGAAAUAUGUCACAUGCUUUUUUAAAUAAAGAUAUGGACAUGUAUCACAAUAUAGAUAUAUAUAAUAUAAAUCAAUUGAACGAAUUUAAUAAUAUGAAUAAAUAUUAUAAUGCUGAUAAUGUUAAGGAUAUAAAUUUUAUGAAUAGUAAUAUAUAUCCCAUAAAAAUGAAUAUACCGUAUAAUAUAAAUUUAAAUGAAAUAUUUAUGAAUGAUUGUAGAGUUUCCAAUAUUAUUCAUUUUUGUAAAGGUGAUAGAACAUUAGAAUUAGAAUUAAUUAAACAAAGAAUUAUAAACGGAAAUAUAAAAUAUGCUAUAAAAUUAAUUAAAAUAUUUAAUUAUGAAUUAUUACAUUUCCCCAACUUAUUUUUUUAUUUAAAUUACAAAUCCUAUAAUUAUUUAUUAAGUAGUUUUGAUAAAAAAUAUAUUAUUUAUUAUUUAUAUGACAAUCCAAAAUAUUUAAAAAUUUAUUUUAAUUCUUUGUUAAAAAAGAAGAAUAAAGAAUCAUGUGUGAUGUGUAUCUAUUUCUUAUAUCCCUUAUAUAUGAACUUGGAAGAUAUCGAUUUUAAAACAUUUUUUUAUUUAUUUUAUAAAAAUAAGAAGGGAAAGAAAAUAAGUUAUAGUACAACUGGUUCAUAUAAUAAUAAUAAUAAUAAUAUGAAUAAUAUGAAUAAUAUGAAUAUGAAUACGGUUGGUAAUUAUAUGAUCAGUUCAAAUAAUCCAAAUAAUAUGAAUAAUAUGUAUAAUAUGAAUAAUUCAUGUUUUAAUUAUAAUUAUUAUAAUAAUGAUGUAUAUUUUGAAGGAGAAUAUUACAUAUGCGAUUGCAGGGAUGGUAAUAAAAAUAUGUUGACGACAUUAGAACAGAACAAUAAUAAUAAUAUUAAUAAUAAUAAUUCAUUUUGUAUAUCUACUUGUAGUAAUAUUAUGUGGUUUUUAAAAAAUGAGUGUAAUAUAAUAAAUGAAGAAUGUUUUACUUUUCGAAAUGAAGAAGAUAUAUAUUUUGAGAAUUUAAAUAGAAUAUAUAAAAUAUGUGAUUUAUGUAAAUAUUUCGAUAUGUUUAAAAUAUUAAAGAAGAUUCAUUCUGAAAUUAUAAAAAGUUCUUUUGAUUAUUUAAUAAAAAUGAAAGGAUCUUGUUUUUGUCAAAAGAAUUACAUAUGUAUAAAGGAUGUAGGUUCUUGUUUAAAUAACGUAGUUAUUAUAGAUAAAUUUAAAGAUUUUUACAUGUUAUAUGAAAAAAUUAAAAAGAAUGAAAAGAUACUUUUUAUAGAUGCUGAAUGGAAAUGUGCCGUCUUUAGAGAAAAUCCUAUCAUAUCAAUUUUUCAAAUUGCUUUAAAAGAUAGUGUUUUAUCUUAUAUUAUAGAUGUAAAGAAUAUAUCUUUGGAGAAUUAUCAAGUUAAUUAUUAUAUUUCUGAUUUGUUUAGAGAUGAAAAUAUUAUAAAAAUUGGUGUGGCCUUUUUGAAUAAUGAUAUGUUACAUUUUAGAAAAUACUAUGAUAUAUUAAAUAUGUUAACUUGUAAAAAGUAUAAAGAUAUAUUAAUUGAUGAUAGCGAUAUGGGAACUCAAGAAAACGGACUUAAACAUAAAAUUGUGAAUAUGAAUACUUAUAAUGAUACCGUACCUUUUUAUAAUAACAAUAUGAAUAAUAAUAAGAGGAAUGAUAAUCAUAUAUUAUUAAAAAAAGUCACGAAGAAUAUUCAUGAAUAUACAAUAAAUUAUGCUGGUGACACUAUGGCGAGUUCGAAUAAUAUGCUUGGAUAUGAUAAUAGAAGUUAUAUCUAUGGAUACACAAAUAAUAUGAAUAGUAACAACAACAACAAUAAUAAUAAUAACAACAACAACAAUAAUAAUAAUAAUAAUAACAACAAUAAUUAUAGUAGUAGUAGUAGCUGUUGUAAUAAUAAUUUUUUUAAUUUAGGUGAAAAGAUAAAAGAAGAAUCACACAGUAUUAAAUUUAAUAAUAAUUUAUAUGAUGAUAUAAGCUAUAAAAAUAUUUUCCCAGUAAAUUAUUUUAUAAAAUAUAAAAAUAACGAUAAAUUAAUUAAUGAUCUUUUAAAUACAAAAUGUAAAACUUGUAAUAAAAUAGGUAUAUAUAGUUGUAUACAUAAAUAUUAUAAUUUAGAAUAUAUAUAUAAUAAAUAUUAUGAUCAUUUAAAAUUUAAUUUUCCAUAUCUUAAAAAAAAUAUGAGUUAUUCUGUUAAAUUCUUUGGUAAAAUAUUAUUUCCAGAAAAACAAGUUAAUAAAGAAUGCCAAAUUAUUAAUUGGAAUUUUAGACCUCUUUCAUCAAGUAGUGUUGAAUAUGCAAUAUUAGAUGUUCUUAUUUUAAAAAAUUUUUUUUAUUUAAUUCAAACAAAAUUACCCAUAGAUAUUGAAUGUGCUUUAUGA
This is a messenger RNA of Plasmodium reichenowi, 5814 nucleotides long. RefSeq lists its product as hypothetical. Gene Ontology annotation, molecular function: nucleic acid binding. The coding region runs from base 1 to 5814 and encodes 1937 amino acids. The transcript has a single exon. The record is from RefSeq and is a predicted model, not a curated record. Lineage: Eukaryota; Apicomplexa; Aconoidasida; Haemosporida; Plasmodiidae.